Molecule: messenger RNA, 3675 nt
Organism: Physcomitrium patens
Lineage: Eukaryota; Viridiplantae; Streptophyta; Bryopsida; Funariales; Funariaceae
Product: protein RRP6-like 3
Biological process (GO): nuclear polyadenylation-dependent CUT catabolic process; nuclear polyadenylation-dependent snRNA catabolic process; nuclear polyadenylation-dependent rRNA catabolic process
Cellular component (GO): nucleolus; nuclear exosome (RNase complex)
Molecular function (GO): single-stranded RNA binding; 3'-5'-RNA exonuclease activity; nucleotide binding
Source: RefSeq, a predicted model, not a curated record
GGCACAGAUUAUAUAGACAUCUAUAUACAUAUAUAUUUUGCAUAUGAUCUUUUGCCAGGUUCUAAGCGGUGGAGCUUGCACUUACAUCAUCGACAUUGCUCUCUUGGACUUAGUUCUACUUUCGUAGUAGCUUAUUAGGUUUGAAGUAUCGGAGCAUGUCAUGCUUGCUGAGAAUUGGUGGUAGAUGAAUUGGAUUUGGAGUAUUGAAGUUUCUGGGUCUAGGUUUCCUAUUGUUAAUCCUUGGCCUAACCCUCACCAUUUCUCAAUGGGCAGGUGCUCAUGAAUUGUGGGGUGGGUCGGAUUGAUUGAUACAUAGCUUGGAAGGAUUGAACCACCACAGAAUGAGCGGAUGAGUGGUUAUUAAAUUGGGAAUGGAGGAAGCCAGGGGGAGCUGCAGCAGCAGCAGCAGGGUGGCCGUGGCUGCGACCGCUGCCGUAUGUGUAAUCGCUGUCUCUGGAGCGAUUUUUUAUACCCAUCAUCGUCGCCUGGAGAAACUGCAGAAGCAGCUAGUGUGGGAUGAUAAACCUCAAAAGAGGUUCAAGCGUGUGUUGGCUGACAAUUUUGAUUCUCCAUUUCAGCAUUUUCCAUCUCCUCUCACGGGUUCACAAGUGGGGCAUCCUUACGAAGAUGUCAUUCGGGGUCUUGCGGAGAAUCCAAAUCUGUCAUUUGCGAAUUAUUACAGCGAUAAUGUUUUGCCGCCUGGUAUGGAAGGGCCAUGUCUUUGGGUUCAGACGAGAAGUCAGCUGGAGGCACUUGUAGACGUGUUGAAAGGAGAGAAAGAAAUUGGAGUGGACAUUGAACAUCACCAUGUGCGCUCAUUUCGCGGCUUUAUACCUCUCAUACAGAUCUCAACUUAUUCGACUGACUAUCUAGUGGACGCAAUUGCUUUGCAUGAUGACAUGCACCUUCUUCACCCAAUAUUUGCCAAUCCAGCUAUUCUGAAGAUCUUUCAUGGUGCAGAUAAUGAUAGCCUUUGGUUGCAGAGGGAUUUUCACAUUUACAUCGUCAACUUGUUUGAUACAGCUCGUGCUUGUGACGUUUUAGGGAAGCCACAGAGAUCUCUGGCUUAUUUAUUGCAGUUGUAUUGUGGUGUAUCAACGAAAAAAAUUUACCAGAGGUCAGACUGGCGAGUGCGCCCAUUGCCAGCGGAGAUGGAGAUUUACGCACGCACAGAUGCGCACUACUUGCUCUACAUUGCUCAAUGCAUGCGAGCCAACUUAGUCCAGGCUUCAAGGAAUGACAAUCAACUUCUACUGGAGGUUGUACGUCGGUCGAAUGCAGUUUGCCAACAACUCUAUGAGAAGGAAGGGGUUGGAGACUCUUCAUCUGCUGUGGUGGCAUCCAUUCUUGGUCGAUUGUAUAAUAACUCAAAUUCUGCAAUGCGAGGCGAGGAAGACGCCUACCUUCGAAGGUUGGUCCAGAAACUCGUCGAAUGGAGGGAUGCAUUGGCACGUGCAGAGGAUGAAAGUUUGCGUUUUGUGAUGUCCGACGCAGCUCUACUAGCGGUAGCUAAAGAGAGACCUCUCACUGAGGAAUCUAUCUUGAGUACAAUAAUUUCCACAGAUGAAUUGUCGCGAGCCUCGGAGACAGCGGUGCCCGGGUUGCAACCUCUACCAUCACCAUCUCCAGUUGUUCAAGAGCAUGUUGGUCUUCUUUGUGAUAUUCUGUGGGACUUUGCAGAAGACCCCAAGGAUGAUGUGUGGCCUUGGAGGAGCACCACAAAUUUAAGUAAUCCUGCCGAUUCCCUUUACGAAAAAUUCUGCAGUAUACUUCAUAUCCCUUCAAUAUCGUUCCUUUGGGGUAGUAGUAGUAGCUCUAAUGUAGUUCUGGUCACUGAGAAGGAUGGGAAAUCCAUUGGAAGAAAGGGACAAGAGAGUUGGGUGCGCAGAACCAUUCCUAAGAAAUGGCGUGUCGGUAAUGCCGAGCAAGCGCGUCUACAAUUUGUGAAGAAGUUUUCUUGCAAAGCGCCAGUUUAUCACAACUGCCGUAUUUAUGCGGGUGAUGGCCGUCUUCUUUGCUUUUGUGACCGCAAGAAACUCGAAUGGUAUAUAAAACGAGGUUUAGCAGAAGACAUGAAUGAGGAACCUCCAGCUAUACGAUUGCUCUUUGAACCGAAAGGGCGACCUGAAGAUGAGAACAAUGAGUUUUACAUAUCACGCAAAAGCAACCGCUGUGUUGGCUGUGGAGAGAGUAGUCACUAUCUUCGGUAUCGCAUCAUACCCUCAUGCUAUCGGCAACACUUUCCUGAACACUUAAAAAGUCACCGCUCGCAUGAUAUAGUGCUUCUCUGUGUAGACUGCCACGAAGUUGCACACAAGGCUGCUGAGAAACACAAGCGUGAAAUCGUUGUCCAGUUUGGGGUUCCCCUCUUUGCCCAUCGGGUGGUUGAUGGUGGUAAUGAAACUGCUGGUUCAAAUGAAGUUUCUUUUGUGGCUGAAGGAGAAUCAAGAGGAGUGUCGCCCUUGCAACUUCGAACUGCUGCCAUGGCGCUCACUCGUCAUGGACCAACGAUGCCAGUGGAACGCCGGAAGCAGUUGGAAGAGAUUCUGAAAACAUAUUAUGGAGGCAGGGAGAUCGGGCCUGAGGAUUUGAAAGCAGCUCUUAUAGUUGGAAUGGGGCCACGUGAGCAUCGCCGUUUUUUAAAGAAGAGGUUGCAAAGGCAACAACGUGCAAGUAACACCAAUAGGAGUGAAGACGUCGAUAGUGUUGAUACCAAAACACACGGUUCGGUUCAAAUGUCACAAAUCGUCUCUGAUGCUAUUAACAGUAUCAUGGAUGAGAUGGAAGAUGGUACACUACUUCUUCCCUCCAAGUCUAACCAGGAAGAGAAGCCGGAAUUAGGAAUAAAAUCUGAAGCUGACAAAGCAGAGAAAGGCAGUGGAUCAAAUGAAGACCUCCAAGCAGACGCUUCAGGUAGCGAUGAAGAUAUUAAAGAGUCUCUUGUAGCAGAACCUAGUCGAAGGCAUUCUCGACGGUCUAUUAACAAAGAGUCCCUCCUUGGUCACGGUCCUCACGGUAAGCAGGUGGUGGAUAUAAUUAUUGAGAAAGAAGGAGAUGAAGGAAUACGCCAAUUUUGUCAGUUAUGGAGGGCAGUGUUUGUGGAUGCUUUGCAACCGGCAUUUCUUCCGCCUGGAUGGGACGUAACUCACAGUGGACGUCGAGAAUUUGGUGAUUUCAGUGUGUACAAGCCUCCUGAGGGUCGAGAUGAACAACAUUGAAGCAUUGCGCUUCUGAAGUGAUCAGAGAACCAUACACCUGGAACCUACCGUCGGGUGAGGUGUUCUCACCCGAGUAGCUUCAUUUGUGUUUUAAUAAUUUCAGUUUGCAAUUUGUGUCCUGCCUGUCACAUUUUUCGCUCUUUUGUUGCCGGAAACGAUGAUAAUAACCACGACUGGAGGCUGUUGUCUUGGCCCUGGUGAUGGAAAACUUGCGCUCUUCAAAGCCUAUGGCUCAUAAAUUCGACCCAAAUUCAUGGUCCCAGUAUGUUAAAGAAUGGGUACGCCAUAGUCCGAAUGUUCGCUCGUAAUUUUGACUCCCACGACAGAAGUUGAAGAUUGAUGAUGUAGCUUGUGGAGUUUGGGUGGUUGUAUCUGAAAUUCACCAAGCUACGUUUUACAAAUGUACAGUUACGUUUUUAAUUUCAAUUUAUUGAUUUGACAAAUAUUGUCUUGAGCA